Molecule: messenger RNA, 3766 nt
Organism: Solea solea (common sole)
Lineage: Eukaryota; Metazoa; Chordata; Actinopteri; Pleuronectiformes; Soleidae
Gene: fibcd1b
Product: fibrinogen C domain containing 1b
Exons: 8
Coding region: 766-2241 (491 amino acids)
Source: RefSeq, a predicted model, not a curated record
CUCAGUGGAGGAACGCUCGCUCGGAGCGCGCCGCGCGUACUGAAGGGACGCAUUGAUAGUCGAACGGCGGCACCGUGCGCCUUGUGCUGCACGCAAACGGAGCGCACUCUAAUCUCUUCGCACCCGUUUUCUCGACGGCAUCUGUGUGUAAUACCAGCCUGAUCGACCUGGCGCAAAGUCGGAGUGGCUCUGUCAAUUCCCCGGGCACCGGUUUUGGAGUCUUUUCGCCGUAUGCACGAGAAAUAGAAGGACGCGACACUAUCCCGUUCUGUCUUUUUGAAGUGGUCUCAGUCUGGGGCUGAGCUCACGCUUCAAACUCUCUUAGAAACACGAUGGACUAAAAGCUCGGGUUGCACUUCGCAAUCUGAGCCCAGGAAGAUUCAGUCGAUUUCUUUUUAUGGAAUAAGAGGACUGCGCAUGGUGCUGCAAGGAUCAUUUUAGGGUUAAUUUUUGUCAAGUUCAGUCUAAUUGUGAUGCGUCUGUGGAGCCUGUAAACACUCAUUUUUGUGUAUUUUAAUUGGAAUUUACGACUAAAUUUUUUAUGAGACUUUCAGACGGAAUUUAAGUUGAAUUUUUGGUGCGUAAAUUGCAGUGUGUGCGGUUGCGGAGCCGCAGAAAUAGUUGCGUCUCCCUUCUUUUUUUCACGUUAAAGGCUGAGUUUUCCACGGAUUAGGGCUAAAUCACUGAUCAAGACUUAAAAGGCGCUGGUUUAUUCUCUCUUGCCUGGAGCUCACAGGCGGAUCUGAUGCGCAGAUUCUCCGUAGGAUGGUAAAUGACCGAUGGGGAACCAUGAACAGCUCUUCUGAACUCGAAGAUGGCACUCGGCAUAAAAACCAGACAUUCUGUGAGUGUGUACCCAGCUCCUCCCAGCUCAAACAUCGCUGGUCAGACUCAGAAACUGCCAGGGAGACCCCGGCCAAGAGGAUGAGCUGCAGCUACCUGCUGUGCACGAUCCUACUCUUUGUGGCUGUACUGCUGGCCGUCACCGUCACUGGCACCAUCCUUUUCAUGAAUCACUACCAGGCCCCGCCCAUGAACGACGGCCUCCCCCUCAUCUCUACCAAUCAGGAUGAAGCGAACGCCCUGGUCACUGUGGAGAGAGGUGAUGGCUCUCGCAUUAACAUCUUCAUCGACCCCAACUGUCCCGAUUACAACAGUAACUUUUUGCGCCUGGAGGGUGUGCAGACUUCACUGCUCCACUCAUUGACUGACCAUGACUCUGACCUGAAGUCGGUGAAGGGCCAAGAUCGGGCUCUGCUCGUCAGUCUGGCUGAGGAGGUGGCCAAGUUGUCCGCCCAUGCUGGGCAACUAAAAAUGGACUAUGAAUCCCUACACAGGGGGCAAGGGAGUCUGGGUCAAGACCUUAACACACUGCAGACCGAGCAGGGACGUCUCAUACAGCUCCUGUCAGACAGCCAGAUUAACAUGGUGAAGGUAGUCAACUCGGUGAGCGACGCUCUUAAUGCCAUGCAGAAGGAGAACGUGGGCCUGAAGGCGCGUGUCAAGGCCGACUUGCAAAGGGCACCAGUCAGAGGGGCUCGUUUAAAGGGCUGCUCCAAUGGCUCUCGCCCGCGUGACUGUGGCGACCUGUACGCCAGUGGUCAGCGAGAGGACGGCAUCUACUCCGUGUUUCCUCUGCACCACCCUACAGGCUUUCAGGUGUACUGCGACAUGACUACAGAUGGAGGAGGCUGGACUGUGAUCCAGCGCAGGGAGGACGGGUCAGUCAACUUCUUCAGAGGAUGGGAAUCCUAUCGUGAGGGAUUCGGCACAAUUACUGGUGAACACUGGCUCGGGCUGAAGCAGAUCCAUGCCCUGUCUAUCCAGGGCAACUACGAGCUCCGUAUCGACUUGGAGGACUUUGAAAAUAGCACUGCAUUUGCCCAAUAUGGUACCUUUGGAGUGGGCCUUUUCUCCGUUGACCCUGAUGAUGACGGAUACCCCUUGACUGUGGGAGACUAUUCUGGAAAUGCAGGUGACUCUCUACUGAAGCACAACGGAAUGAAGUUCACCACCAAAGACAGGGACAACGACCACUCUGAGAAUAACUGCGCCUCCUUCUACCACGGUGCCUGGUGGUACCACAACUGCCACACUUCCAACCUGAAUGGCCAGUACCUGCGCGGUCAGCACACCUCCUAUGCUGAUGGCGUCGAGUGGUCCUCCUGGACUGGCUGGCAGUACUCGCUCAAAUUCUCCGAAAUGAAGAUACGUCCCACGCGUGACCCUGAAAAUAAAUGAAACUGUCCAAAAAGAGAAAUAAGAAAGUUUUCGAAAACAUUGCAAACUAGACAGCUACGCAGAAUUGUUUGUCUUGAUAUAGUUUCUUCAUUUUAACAAAAAAAACCUCUUUUAGUUUCCUCCUGAUGUGUCAUCCUCCCUGCUCCUCAUCCUCCAUCACUCAGCUCUACUAGUCACACUGGCUGCCAUAAUCCCAUAGUCCCUUUUCUCUCAAAAAUAAUGCAUUCAUGACGCCCCAUGUUUUUCAUCCACCAGUUCACAAAAACUGCACACCAGACCCCUGAGAGCCCGCAGUCCACUGCUCAGGCUUUACUCUGUCUGACAUGGUGGUCCAACCAUCCCCUACAGAAUCACACACCACUGAUUACCUCCUGGCAUGUAACUCUGACCUCCCGUCUGUGCUGACAUGGCACUUAGACUGUCGUUCAGUCUCACUGCCUAUUGCAAUCUCUGAUUGGAGAGGGUUGUUCCAAAUGUGACAUGGAAAAAAAAAAAAAAAACCUUCACGAAAUAUGAGCAGAUAUGACUUCUUCAUUUUUAUUUUUUUUUCUCCCCCCCCCUCUCUGCAAAGGAGAUCUAGUACGAGUUUCACCAGCGGGAGGGGACAGCACUGUGGUGUCACGUUUACAUCCGUGAUCUUUGUGAAUCAAAUCCAACGGGGUAGUGGCAAGAAGCGCAGGGGUCUCGGAUAAUGAGAGCGACAGAGACGGAGAGAGAGCGGAGAAACAAUUUGACGCGGGUUGAAUUAGUCGAUGGGAAGGAGGGCAGAGUGAAUCAAAGGGGGAAGUGGAAGAUGCAGAUUAAAAAAGAGAGACGAGGAAAAAAAGAAAAGAAAGAGACAACGGGAGGAUCUCAUUCAUCUGACUGGGGCCAUUAGGGAGCAUAUUGGGGCACUGUCUGAUCUGCCUGCCAGCUAAGAACUGGCCAACUGAUGCAGCACUCGCAGAUGGUAACCCAGCACUUUGUGUUUCUACGUGUGUUUGUCUAUGUGCGUGUGUAUGUGUGUGAGAGACAGACAGUCAGACAGACAGUUAGUUGUUCUCCAACGCUAUCAAUUUCCUGUCAUGAGUUCAGUGGAGCCUCUCAAAUGACUACAAUGUUUAGCAUGGACAGACUGAACAUGGAAACAUGAUGCAUGACUGGCAUACCUUCACUCUCUCCAUCAGGAGUUAAUAUAAAACAACCCAGCCUCUAAUGUAUGUACAUGUAAGAUAUACUGGCAAAUAAUUCAACAAGACCUUUAGGACUUCAGAAUGCAUUCAAAAUGAGAAGGGUCGUGUCAUAGUCGCACCACAGAUGUCAUUUUGUAGGUAAACGUUUCAUUUCCGCCCCUCUAUGGUUUGUCCUGUUUAUUAUGGGAGCAAGUUUGUUGAUGUAAAAUAAGAUUUAACGCUGUCAAUCACUUUUGUUCCCUCGGGUAGGAAUUCUAGUGUGUUAUUGCAAAAACAAAAUUGCCUAAAGCAAACAAAAAAAAAAGACUGAAAGAAAAACUGUCAUGAAGAAGAAAAAAAAAACAAAACACCAA